Spodoptera frugiperda (fall armyworm) is the source of this 2686-nucleotide messenger RNA. RefSeq lists its product as uncharacterized. The record is from RefSeq and is a predicted model, not a curated record. NCBI's taxonomy places the organism in Eukaryota, Metazoa, Arthropoda, Insecta, Lepidoptera, Noctuidae. The transcript is spliced from 6 exons. The coding region runs from base 171 to 1439 and encodes 422 amino acids.
CAAAUGAAAUCAUUUCACUGCAGUCAAAUUCAGUCUGUCUAUGAAAUUGAUAUGGAGUGGACGUAGCAUUCGAUAAAUAAAUAACGUCGCGUGAACAAGUUCGAAUAAUUUAGUUUUAAAUUAAAAGUUGUUUAUGAAGAAAUAUAUUUAAGUGACAACUUGUAGAAAUCAUGCCUUCAAGCGCGGAAGCGUUCGUGGACGCUCUCCUCACGCAGGAGGCGUUGGACCAGCCAUCAGACAACGUGAAGCCAGAAGAGCUGGUACUAGAACUACCAAAAUGGUUCGAUGAAGAGAAAUUUAACAAAGGCCGUAAAUUCUACCUGGACAACUGCUUCGCGUUCUCAUCAUCGAUGUUGUUGGGAUUGGCUGCGGUGUUCGCGAUACCAUCCAUCCUGCGCAUCCUGAUCAGCACGCGACGGUCCAACUCUGUGUACACUGCGUACAGGCGGUACCUCUCCACACUGCUACACACCAUAUCUUGGUUCGAGAAUGAACUGAAGCCAGGAAGCAUAUCAUGGAAAUCGCUAUACGCAGUGAGGAGUAGACAUUUAAGGGCUGGACUUGCUUCAAAGAUCAAAGGUAUAGGAGUGGUGUCACAAAGGGACCUGGCGCUCACCCAGUUCGGUUUCAUCGGGUUCUCCAUGCUGAAGCCAGACAAGUUUGGCAUCAGACAGCUACAUGAAGACGACUGGGAGGCCUAUAACUACACCUGGAAGGUCAUUGGGUACAUGAUCGGCAUUGAAGACAGGUACAACAUCGCCCGCGAUACAUUCGAAGAAACCCUAGAAGUGUGCCAACUCCUCAAAGAACGAGUAUACACGCCGUGUCUGGAGAAUGUUCCCGAAUACUUCGAGCACACAGCCCGCGUCAUGUUGGAGGGCUUGUGGAACAUCAACCCGACCAUCGAGACCGACGCCGUGCUGUACUGGUGCCGGGUACUGGCCGACGUGCCCGGCUACAUCUACACCGAAUCUGAUAGGAUGGAUUUCCAGAAGAAACUUAAGGAAAAACUGAAAGGGAAAUCUCUUGACACUGGGGUGGAUUCUACGGAAUUUAUGAGCAAGCCGGCAGUAGACGGUCUCCCGAAGAUCCCGCCGCGCCUGCUCUACUACAAAGACUUCAACACCAUCGAGACAUCGCCUUACUACAAGCACCUCACUUUCAAGGCCAAAUACAAGAUGUUCAUGUUCAACCAAUACUCGACUUUAUACUCCUCAUAUUUAGGCAGACUUUACAUCAACCUCAAUUUCUGGUUCAGCGUAUUCCUAAUGAGAUACUUCCCAUACUUGGCUUUCUUUAAGUUCGGUAUUAAGAAAUCUCUAGUGAACAUUUUCGAAGAGGACCCUACAGACGAGACUAAGCCGGUAACGAACGCAGAAUAUUUCAAGAAUCGUAAACCAGAAACGUGGUACAGUGCUGCUCUCAGUUUAAUUUGGUAGUACAGGAUUAUCUACUUUUUGACUUAGCAAAUAAGUGAUAAAAUCGAUAAAUACUUAUAAUGAUAAGUUACACGAGCCGUUUCGGUGGUAUACGAUAUCUGGAAGGACGUCAUGACGCGGUGUGCAAACGAAUAUGUUUGUAUUCUUUGUGUUAGUAUUAUUUAGUUAUUUAUUAAAUUGACUGGUAUGUCGGUGAUGGGAAUUAGCUGAGACGGUUGUAUAUAUUACAACAAUUAUAUAGAACAUUUAUUUUUCUGCAUUACAUUACGUUACAUGCCUAUUUCUAUGUAAUGCAUAUACCUAUCCAUUAAGUAAUGACAACGUUUAACGAAAUCACGGCUUACCUACAUCAUACGUAUUAGUUUUAGCAAAACAUAUUUAAUAUGAUUUGUUAUCGGAUCUAGUAGAUAAAAUGAUAUACCUAGGUAUUGUAUAUUUGCAUUUAAAUAAAAUUAAGUAGUUGUUAUAUUUAUGAGAUUGGUUUUAUGAAAUACAUUUAUUAUUCAUAUUAUCUUGUUUAUAGGUAUAAUAUUUCAAAGUAUUAAUUAUUAUCUACAUUAACGAAUUCCAUAUUUGGAACGAAAAUGAUGUAUUUAAAAUUAAAUUGUAGUUUGAAAAUCGUUCAAACAAUUUAUGACAAUAAAGGAAAUUGUGUACCUAAUCAUAAUCAAUAUAGUAGAUAAUACAAUCGUUUACAUAAUAAAAUACAUAACGAUAUCAAUUUUUAAAAUAAUUUAUACGAACUUAUAGUAUUUAUUCGAACUUUAUUUGAUAUAGGAUUUAUUGUGAAAUACAAUUUAUAUUGACAAUUAUUUUAUUGGAGUGAUCAUAAUCAUGGACACGACUUGACACCCAGGUCGAGUGAGGGCUGAUUGAGUGCUCAGUUUUACUAGUCAAGUCAAAUUCAAUACUUUUUUCGAAAUCAUAACUUAGAAAUACACUCUAGCUCAAGUAAAAGGACCUUGGCCUACCAUUGUAGGGAAUAUUAAAAGUGAUAUUGUCACAAUUUUUAUGUAUUAUGUUAUAUUGAUCGUUUGAUAUUUUGAAAUUAUAUUACACGAAUGUAGUGCAUCAAAUAAUGCAAUGUUACUGUUAGUGAUAUCUUAGCAAUGCACAAUAUAAAUAAUUUAUCUUAGAUAUAAAUCAUAAGUAUUUGUCUAAUAGUAAAAAAUCGUUAUGUAAUAGAUAAAAUGAUAUUUUCUAAUAUUACAAAACAGGGCCUGAUAAUAAAUGACAUAUCAUGUAUA